Molecule: messenger RNA, 2067 nt
Organism: Menidia menidia (Atlantic silverside)
Lineage: Eukaryota; Metazoa; Chordata; Actinopteri; Atheriniformes; Atherinopsidae
Source: the annotation of a GenBank genome assembly
AUGACCACCGCAGCUAAAUUAAUUCGUGGCAAACAGGUGGUGACAAAGUUUUGUUUUUUCUCAGAGUUCCGUCUGGCUGUGGUCCAGCUUCAGGUGUCGAACCUGAAAACGGACAACCUGAGCCGAGCCCGGAGGCUGGUGAAGGAAGCCGCGGAGCAGGGCGGGAAGGUGGUGCUGCUCCCGGAAUGCUUCAACUCCCCAUAUGGAACCAGCUUCUUCCCCACCUAUGCUGAGAGCAUCCCAGGAGAAUCCACCCAGGUGCUGUCGGAGGCAGCGAGGGAGAAUAAGGUGUAUCUGGUGGGAGGAUCCAUCCCGGAAGAGGAAGGUGGGAAGUUGUACAACAGCUGUAUGGUUUUUGGCCCUGACGGGGAGAUGAUUCUCAAACACAGAAAGAUUCACCUGUUUGACAUCAACGUCCCGGGGAAAAUCUGUUUUCAGGAGUCGGAAACGCUGAGCCCCGGCAACAGUUUGUCCACUUUCGACACGCCGUUCUGUAAGGUGGGUGUGGGGAUCUGCUACGACAUGAGGUUUGCAGAGCUCGCCCAGCUCUACAGCAGGAGAGGCUGUCAGCUGCUGGUUUACCCGGGCGCCUUUAACAUGACGACCGGGCCCGCCCACUGGGAGCUGCUGCAGAGGGCCAGGGCAGUUGAUAACCAAGUGUAUGUGGCCACAGCAUCACCCGCCAGAGAUGAGACGGCCUCUUAUGUUGCCUGGGGCCACAGCACUGUUGUUAACCCGUGGGGAGAAGUCAUAUCCAAGGCGGGAGCAGAGGAAACUAUCAUUUAUGCAGAUAUUGACCUGCAGUAUCUGGCUGAGAUCCGGCAGCAGAUCCCCAUCUCGUCCCAGCGCCGCCACGACCUCUACGCCGUGACGGCGCUGCCAGAGUGACCCGGCUGAGCCGGGGAGGGCCGCUGAUUCUCACCCAGGUGAUUUGAGAGAUGAUUUUUCUAAUCCGGGACGAUGCUACUGGGCGAUUCACCAUUUCUGCCAGGUGGAAGCGGUGAGAGGAUAUUUAGGGGAGUCUGGGUCCCACCACAGAGCUGAUUUAGCACCAAACCCCACACCUGGUGGAUCCAUCCAUUACCAGACUUAAAAUCUAGCUGCAGCUUCUCUGUUGUUAUUUUCUGUUGUCUUCCACUGAUCAGUUCAAAAGUUAAUUUGAGUGGAAAAAACUGAGCUGGAUAUUCCCUGGCCCCACUCAUCCUUCUUUCAUGAGAUAGUGCAAAUGUACAGGACACCUGAGAAACACAAGACCUAUGAAUGGUUAAGUUUAAAAAAGGGAAGACUUAAGAGCUUUAAGUGCCGUCGGCAUGGAUUCAUUCAUUGGCAACAACCAAACAUGUUUGUCAGAUGAGUAACAACCUCGCUGCUGUUAGCCAACACUCUGUUAAAGGGAUUCAUACACCUAUCAUUUUCAGCGCGGCACAAAUCCAAAACGCGGAAAAGAUGAGUUCCUUUGGUUUGUGACGAGCCGCUCAGAGGAAUCUGAUGGUACUAUGAUUUUUACUGUGAAUAUUAAGUGAGCUCCUACCUGAUGUAACAAGCAAUAAAUGUUACUGUUUGAAAACAAAGGCUCUUUUGUAAAGCACACCCUAUGAGCUGCCCUGUCUUGCCCAGAAUUUUCAUUUUUCAUGUCUUGAAAAUAGCUUUUAUCAAACAUUUCUGAUUACAACCUGAUAUUAAGAAAAAAUCAGUUAAUCAAAAUCAAGUAAGUUUAUUUUCACCCAUUUAGUGGCCAAGAAUACAGUCUAAAUCAGUGAACAUUAGCACAGUACUGUUCCACUUUGGCAUUUCUGACAACACAUUUGCACAUGAAUGAGGUGGUCCCAGAUUUGGGGUUAGGAAUCUUUAUUACAUCUUUCCAGAGCUCCUCUUUCUGAGCAGAACAGCGUAGCUUCUAAUCUAUAAAUGCAUCCCGAUAAAUGUCUGGAUAUCUACAAGGUACCGUAACUUAUAGUGGGGGAAAUAAGUAUUUGACCCCUUGCUGAUUUUGCCGGUUUGCCCACUUACAAAGAAUGCAACGAUAUACAACUUUAAUCAUAUGUACAUUCUAACAGUGAGAUACAG